CGAUUGUAGUAACAAAACACGCCUUCGAGGGUGGACGGUUCUUCGGUUCUCUGUGCCCAAGGUACGUUGUUGCAGCCGCCGGGUCUUGGCCAGGAGUUAUCCUCAUCUCCUCCUUUGUCGCUAUCCAGCACAGCGGCCUUACGGGAGGAAGAGAACAAGGCAGCGGUCGAGAGAGGUGGGACGCGGCGAAGGGCUGUUCACUUAGCAGAGAAAACGCCGCCCGCCGUCCGCCGUCCCCGCAGCUUGCACGCUACUCGUGAAGGGUUCAGUCGAUCGUAGUGAGAAGAGGCGAGAGAGAGUCCAUCGCUGCGCUCGUCUCCCGCUAACGUCUCUUUUCGAGGAAGCAGUUAGUACUACAGGGGAAGAUGAUGCUUUUCCAGAAACUCGGCGGCGCCUUGCGCGUCUGUGCCGCGAGAUCCUGUCUUCUGCGCGAAGCAGGAGCACGUGCUUGUGUGUCAGCGACGACGCAUAAUAGGCUCUUUACGACAGAUGAGCAGCAGGCAGAUUCGCAGCCGACGUCGAAACUGUUUGUUGGAGGAUUGGCGUGGGCAGCUGACGACAACACCUUGAGGAAUGCGUUCGCCGAGUACGGAUCCGUGACGGAAGCGAAGGUCAUUGUUGACAGAGUGACUGGUAGGUCGAGGGGUUACGGGUUCGUCAGCUUCGAGACAGAAGAAGAUGCGUCGAAGGCCAGGGAUGGCAUGAACAACCAGGAAUGGAUGGGGAGAAUCAUCCGUGUAGACUGGGCAGUGCAGAAAUCGCCCGAAGAGAGGUUAAUGAGCCGCGGUUCAAACCGCCGGUUUAGUCCCCGUGGCGACUAUGGCUCGUCAUCCCGUGGUGGCGGCUGGUCUUCGGGCGGCAUGAGCAGCUACGGAGGGAUGUGAGUUACAGUGUAGCAAGGAGGGUGGUGGUUGGGUAUGUACUACCUUGAAUACAGCGGUGGCUUCCCCCCCCCUUCUGUCUCUCCCUCGAUUUCAACACACUUUCGAUCAAAACGAUUCCCUUCUGUCUCUUUCGAUUUAAAGCUGCGGUAGGUUUGAUGACUAGCGUCUUUUAAUUGGAUCGAGAACGAUUAUGAGAAUGCCCCUUUUCUCAACUCUGUCCGCCUCGCCUUCAAUCAUGCAAAAAUCUGUUUCAAUGCGCGCCAAUGCUGUAUGGUGGUAAGACCGGUGGUGAGGUCGUAGAAAAAUGGAUGGAGAGAGAGAUAGAUAGAUAAAUAGAUAGAGAGAGAGAGAGUAACUGCAACGGCCAGUGGAGCGGGGAUGCUAUUUUGGUAUUGGCUACCUUUUGAGUCGACGGACGGAGGAGAGAAUGUUGGAGGGAGAGCGGGUUUGUUCUAUUUGGUGAUAUACGAUUUAGGAAAUGUAGAUUUCGAUGGAAUGUUUCGUCUAUUCUUGGCAUAUGGUGACACGGCAACAGAUGGCUUUUUACCACGUGUGCUAUCACUUCGUGUUGGUGCUGAUGUUUGUCCAUGAGCGGCGGCGUGUGAAGGGAUGCCAGGUCAUCCAUGUAAUCGACCGACUAGCAUCCUCGGUAGUAGUUGCAGCCCAUCUAAACUUGUUUGAGAGAUUGAGCUUGGGGUCCGAGAUGGCUAUUAACUGGCCUGCCGGCAGAAGCGAGCGCUUGUCUUGUCUAGGUAUUAUUCGUGUAUGCCUCAUUUUGCCAGGAAAUGAUGACGAAAGAGAUGUCCUGGCGGGGGAGGGUUUGGGGGGGUUGCUGCCAAGCUGUUUCAUUAGGAGGCGAUGAAGCCCUUGAAAAACUUAAUUACUACUUCGUUUCCUCUACUUCGUUGUCGUGGGUGAUGGCUGAGUUUGCCCAAAAGUACGCUAUUGAUCUAUGCCCUUUAGUUCAGGUGAAGAGGGUUUUUAUCCGAUAUGGAUGAGAGGAUGGAUGCGGUUGUUGGUCCGUUGAUGGAUGGAUAUAUGUGGUUGAGGAUGAUAUGAUGAAAUGAGGCUGGGGGGCCGUCUCUUGUCUCUUGUCUUGUCGGCGGCACAGUCGUGUGCCAAAAAAAAGAGACCUGGCAGGAAUGACGAUCAGGAGGGCGAUGGGCUUCGGAGGUCUUGGACGAGGAGGGAGGGUGAAUGCUUACCUUCGCUCCCUGCAUGCACUGAUUAUUGUAAAACACAUCACUUCAUUGCUCGGAAACGUUAACUAAUUCGUUCGCGGCGAUUUUGUUUGCUUGAUACUCUACUCUGAUAUCUUCCUUCUUGUGCCACAGGAAAAAUGUCCCUGCGUCUGUGUCGGCCUGUCUGUGUGGGGCUUCUCUUGAAUGUCUUUUUUGUGUUACAGAGAGAGAGAGAGAGAGAGAGAGAGAGAGAGAGUUGACGUUCCUGUAAAUGCAUGUCAAUGUCUGUGAUUGGUGGGUAAGAAUUAUGACGAGAGGUUUCCAACUCUGAAUCUUAAGACAUCGAUGGUGUGUGAGGUUUAGCUAGGUCCGUUACUGACGAAGUGCAGAGUACCAGUGUGGGGCAAAGGAAUCCGGGAUCAGGAAUUCGACGAAGGAGCAUGAUGUCAUUGUUCGCGAAGACGAUCUUUUGUUAGAGGACGGAGUGGGUUUUGUAGUUUACCAAACUGGCAUAUAAAACGGUUUACUAUGAGAUGUAAUCUCCACGGAAAUGAUGCUUGUUUGUUUUCAAGUAAUCAGAUGUAAUCCACUUAGUAUCUAGGAGGGAGGGAGGGCCACCUCGGAACACGUUUUCCAAGUUUUCAUUUCUGUGUGGCAAAAGCACUCCUGCUGCGCAAGUGAAAAAACAGUCUUUUUCCCAGCGGGUGAAUGACGUAGACAGCCGUUUGCG
Molecule: messenger RNA, 2795 nt
Organism: Chara braunii
Lineage: Eukaryota; Viridiplantae; Streptophyta; Charophyceae; Charales; Characeae
Source: the annotation of a GenBank genome assembly